GCAGCGUGUUCGUUGCGCAUGCGCACCUGACUAUGCCCACUCCGCCUUAACACAGUCGCCAGCUUGAUUGUGUCGGCGGGCUUUAGCAGACAAAAUGUCCUCCAGUGACUUCUAUUUGAGAUAUUAUGUCGGACACAAAGGGAAGUUUGGACACGAGUUCCUGGAGUUUGAGUUCAGGCCUGAUGGUAAACUCAGGUACGCCAACAACAGCAACUACAAGAAUGACGUCAUGAUCAGAAAGGAGGCGUACGUGCACAAGAGCGUGAUGGAGGAGCUGAAGAGAAUCAUCGACGACAGCGAGAUCACAAAAGAAGACGACGCUCUGUGGCCGCCUCCAGACCGAGUGGGCAGACAGGAGCUGGAGAUCGUCAUUGGCGACGAGCACAUUUCCUUCACAACUUCCAAAAUUGGUUCUUUGAUUGACGUCAACCAGUCCAAGGAUCCUGAGGGUCUUCGUGUGUUUUACUACCUGGUGCAGGACCUCAAAUGUCUCGUCUUCAGUCUCAUCGGUCUACACUUCAAGAUUAAGCCCAUCUAAACCCCUUUUUGUUUUAAGUUCUGUUU
Messenger RNA from Nerophis lumbriciformis (worm pipefish), 564 nucleotides. RefSeq names its product mago homolog, exon junction complex subunit (gene magoh). Gene Ontology annotation, biological process: RNA splicing. Gene Ontology annotation, cellular component: catalytic step 2 spliceosome; nucleus; exon-exon junction complex. The record is from RefSeq and is a predicted model, not a curated record. NCBI's taxonomy places the organism in Eukaryota, Metazoa, Chordata, Actinopteri, Syngnathiformes, Syngnathidae.